Messenger RNA from Trichogramma pretiosum, 879 nucleotides. RefSeq names its product chymotrypsin-2-like. NCBI's taxonomy places the organism in Eukaryota, Metazoa, Arthropoda, Insecta, Hymenoptera, Trichogrammatidae. Gene Ontology annotation, molecular function: serine-type endopeptidase activity. Gene Ontology annotation, biological process: proteolysis. The transcript has 6 exons. The coding region runs from base 1 to 879 and encodes 292 amino acids. The record is from RefSeq and is a predicted model, not a curated record.
AUGAAGGUACUGCAAGCAGCAAUUUUGAUAUUUUCAAUCAUCAGUAUCACAACUGCAGGAAAAUUGAGAAUAACCGAUGGCGAUAAAGCGAAAGUCGGUGCCUACCCUUAUCAAGCUUACUUGAGAUCGGCGUCGUUCAGAGGCAACGAAGAUGAAUUAUUUUGCGGCGCGACAAUUAUCAGUGACAGAAUUUUGCUCACAGCUGCUCAUUGCAUUAGUAGAGCAAUUAUCAACUCUACCAAACUCGACAUGGAAGUCGUGGCAGGAGUUACUAAUCGAGAUGAACCGGAAGCGAUGGCCGUUUACAAAGUUCAAGACUUCAGGAUGCACGAGCACUAUGACCAUGUCGGGGAAAAAUUUACAGUAGCCACUAAUGACGUUGGUUUGAUCCGAGUAGACAAGCCAAUCGAAUUCAACGAUAAAGUUCAACCGAUUCAGUUGUCGACCGAAACACCAAAAGCUGGUUCUUUGAUCACAUCUACCGGAUGGGGCUUCACUUUAGAGGACAAAAACGCUGCACAACGUCAUUUGAACGAAGUUAAGCUGAUGGUGGUAGAUAGGGAUGUAUGCAAUAAAAAAUGGUCGCGUUUGAACAUCACAAUUCCUGAGGAUCUCAUUUGCGUAGCCGGUCAGAAUAAAGGCGAUCACUCCGAGGAUCACAAAGGAUUAUGUAACGGCGAUUCCGGUAGCUCCAAUGUACAUAACGGACGUCUCGUUGGAGUUUCGAGUGCUGUUCACUUUUGCGGUGACAGUUACGAUUAUCCGCAAUUGCUCUCGGACGUUUACCAUCACAGGUCUUGGAUCGAAACCAACAUGGAUCGUGAAGGUCACAAGACAUUUUUGCAAGCCAUUAUAUCAAAUGUUAGUGGCAAACACUGA